CGCAUGUAUUGCGACGUCCCACGCAUCGCGCGUGGCUUCUAUAGGAAGUGGAGUUCUUUUCGCGCAUCUUACGCGUUUUCCUGAAGGAAAAUGGCUACCAGCUGUCAUUUAAUCGGGAAGUGUGGCUUCUAAAGUGACAGAGGAUUCUGUGAAAAGUCGUACAACGCGUACAAGGAUCGUUUGGCGCGAUGCAAUUACAUAACAUUGAAAUCGUUUGGUAGAUCGACGCCACUUUUCAUCUACAUGCGGAACCCGUGAAACCUUCCACAGUGCCAUGAAAUUCUAUUCCGUUUUACUGUUUACAGUUUUUAUUUUUCGCGUAACGUAUUAGGACUAACGCGUUAACGCCACUUCAACGUUCUUAUAACAAUUAAACCAGAUCGACGGCUACCACUGUACAACCGCUGCCGACAACUUUAAUCGUGCUACGUAUCAAGGGCCAUCAAUUUUUUGACCUUACUCACGUUAUUACUUUGGGAGCGCAUUAAUUGCAAAUACGAAAAGCAGCAUGGGUUCGAGUCAACAGUUUUCUCUCAGAUGGAAUAAUUAUUUAAAGCACAUUACUUGCGCUUUUGACACGUUGAGGACAGAGGAAGAUCUGGUCGAUGUGACUUUGAGUUGCGAGGGAAAGAGAAUAAGAGCACACAAAAUGCUCUUAUCGGCUUGUAGUACAUACUUCAGGGAUCUAUUUAAGGAAAAUCCGUGUCAGCAUCCUGUUAUAAUAUUUCGUAAUGUAAAAUUCGACGAUUUGGCGGCAUUAGUUGACUUUAUGUACCAAGGUGAAGUAAACGUUGUUCAGGAGCAACUGGCCAGUUUCUUAACAACUGCCGAACUACUAGCAGUUCAAGGACUUACGGAUGGCACAGGAAAAGAUAACGAUAGCUUAGCCGAGGAUGACCUAGAAAUUCCCAACGAGCCUGAAAUUCAACUUAAAAAUGCUUCUAGUAAAACAGCAGAGAAGAAGAGAAACAAGUCACCUUCUUCGCCGAUGCCUUACCAUGCCGUCGAGUUACAACCGGAUAUACCACCGACUAAAAGACGAAAAUGUAGAGAAAAUACAAGUACAAACGCAGAUAAGGCUGUAAGUAACGCCUUGUCUGCAAAAGAUUCUGAGAACAAAACCACGGAAAAUCAGACAACGACUAGCUCGGAUCCCGUCGAAAUAAUCCCUCUUAUGCCGAACUUGAAAUUGGAAAUGCCUGAAUAUUUAGAACAAGAUGGAAGUAGCUGUAGUUACGAGGAACAAAGUUUAGGGGACAGUUCGUUAAAUAAAAUUGCUAUAGAAGAUACGUCGUCGAAUACUCCGGACAAUGACCAGAAGCCCGACAUCAGCCAAACGUUUUAUUCAAGUAGUCAGUCUACUUCGGAUAAUUUGGAUCCCAAACACCAAUCGUCAGAUGUUGGACACUUGAUUUCGAAACCUAGUACAUCCGGGGAAAGGCUAACGCAAGAAGCAGUGCAGGGGGGGGUGGGAGACAAUCGGGAGCAUGUUGGCGCUACAACUGGUCAUGUGGUGGUUCAGGGUCCAGGGCGUUUUUCGUGCAGUCUCUGCGGAAGCGUAUACAAGCACCUUGCUUCGCUGACCCAGCACCUUGAAAUGCAUCGCAACCAGACAACCUGCAUCCUAUGUAACACCACUCUCAGUCGUAGAACCGACCUGCGGCGUCACAUGCGUUUGAAACAUAACAUACACUUGCCAAAAAAGAUACAUUUGCGAAAAAAUAUCCAGAAGCAGCGCAGCUCGAAGGAAGAAUUGGACUCGUAGAUUUCAGUUUCGAUACGCCGAGAAACAUUGCUUCUCGCUCCGCCCUGGUUCUCUCUAUGUUCUUCUUCUCUAGUUGAACCAUUCGAGUCGGGACACUCUUUUUUUCCUUCGACGUUCUUAUUCUUUUCGACCUCCUUCCGUUACGUCGAACGUUCAUUUUCUCUAUUUCCUUUUUGUUCUUUUUUUUUUUCUUUACUUUUCCUUCGUACGCAAUUAGCGCUACCUCGACGAGUUGUCAAAGCCUUUUUUUUCUCUCUUUUUUUUUUUUUUCGUUCGGCGAAAAGUAGGAGGUUUCGCGCGUACCAUGGAACGCGUCGCUGAACCAUCGUAGAUCUACUUAAUCGUCGAUGCAUUGUCGUUCGAUACUUGAGCCGAUCGUUGCGAAAGUGCUGCGAGUAUUGUGUUCCUGCGUUAUCAGUUCUAUGUUCCUAAGCCCUCGACGUUGACAGAAGGUACACGAUGGUACUGCGACAGGUACGAUUGGAAGGAAUUAGAGAUGUGCAAGCCCGUGACGAGCAUCGGCCACCGACUCGUAUCGAUCGUAAUUCGUUCGACCGAGUUCGUACCGGUUCGGACGAAGUUGCUACCGUUACUCCUGAAAGUUCGCGUCUCGGGGACCCGGUCGAGCGGGCUCGCACGUUUCUAGGUAAAACGAAAGACUCGAAUCAAGGUGAAGUUCAUCGUGCCGAUUUUUUUGUUGUCGCGACACGCUAUCCGAAAUUCUAAUAAAAGCGCGGCGCCGGAUGCCCACUCAAGUCUACACGCCCACGAAUCUGACUCGAUCGUCGAAAAGACUUUCGUAACGAGCGGCUCGUCGCGAGAUAACGCGCGUUUCGUGCGUAAAGUAUUAAAGUAUGCGCCAGGUAAUCUCUAGUAUUAAUCGAACGUUGAACCGUAAUACAGCAUGUUCGAGGACAGUAACAUGUGACUUAGUUUACUUAUCGUUUACCGAUCUCAGUUUCGUGACGUCCAACGCUGUGUUACUCCAGCGAGGACUCGAAACGCACGAAAUCCGUUAAUCGAACCGGAGAUUUAUUUUCCUCCCCCCCCCCCCGGAGAAAAAACAACAAUGUCGUUUAAUUUCAUUCUCAUUCCGUGAUCCAGCACACAUACCUCCGUUAUUACGCGCGUGUACUUCCAGGCUUUGGGAUCGAACGAUCGAGAUUUUGCUUUACUCGAGCUCUAGAAAUAGCUGCAAGACUUGAAAAUGUACAAUGAGCCACGGAAGCAUUUCUACGCUCUCAACCGUUGACUUUGAACGGGUGAUAUAUUUUUCACAAAACAAAAAAAGAGAAAAAAAAAAUAAUUCAUUCUGUUGACUUCGAAAUAGCCCAUCGAUGAAAGUGAUUAACGUAAAGCUCGAUCCCAUCGCUAGUUGACGCGUUGACGCCGGCGUAGGGUGCAGACACCGAACGCCAGCGUCGACGCGUUGAGAGACACGCGUUUAGUCGUCGAUAUGUAACGUUAUUAAGCGAUAAAGCGUCUUCAACUCUGUAAGGAUUCUAGUCAUUACUGUACAGUGCUUUAGGCGGUCGCUGAGUCGUUUAAUCGCUUUUUGUCGUACUCGUAACUGGUACCGAUACGCGAAUCGAUUAUUCCGUGGAUCUCUGUUACGCGUCUGAUCGUCACCGUUAGGAUCUCCGCGACGACUGUUGGCGUUCGCGAGAAAUAUCACCGGAACGAUAAUAAUUACAGUCGCGGAUCGCGUGCAAACAAAACUGAUACCUAUUCGUUAGGUGAGAAAUAAUAGCGUAUACGAAGCACGAGAUAUCCAUAUCAAUAGAAUUACAGUGUUCCGAGGCGACGAUAAACUCGAAUCGUGCAUCCAAGUCGAUGCCAGGGUUUAGCAAGCUUUUAUCUACUCGUUGAUCGGUAAACGGAAGUUCGAAUUUCGAAGUGAAAAUUCGUGGUUAGCCGAGCAACGAUUCGAUGGAGUAGAAAUUUUGCCGAUCACUGGUCGACGCGCGAGUUGCAGCGUCUUACGAGAUCUUUGGACACGAACGAAACGAAUCGUGGCCAAAUGUUGCGUGACGGACGCUGCACUCGUGUAAAAAUGCACGCAGUGUAUGUAGUAGCGCUCGACUGUACGCAAAGAUCUACCCUGGUUAGAUGCGAAAGGAUCGUUCCCGUCGCUGUUUACGUUCUUCAGCUCGAGACGACGUCUGCGGAAGAUUUCAUCGAACUUUCAUUACCAAUACAAAUGAAAAACUGUUAUAUUUUCGAUUCCAUCUCGACGUGUGUAUUAUCCCAUUAGAAAGAUAGGUCGAUUCUUGGAUAUUCUUCGCGUAUAGUCGAGCGCUAUUGUACGAGAUUCAAGACGAAACGCGUAAAAUCGUCCAUAGAGAAAGUUCGAAUGUUACACUGACUCUGUUUACACGCCCGUUAUUCGCGUGCUCGAUUUUUCUUUGCGAUCCAAGAUGAACAUAGCUGCUUCGAUGGAGCGCAUAGACAGUGCCUUACACACAACUAUCUAGUUUUGCAGUUUACAUAUACUGUAUAUUGACUUUCCAGAUGUUUACCACAGUUGAACGCGUAUGAGAGACUAUAAGAGAACCAAUAGUUUUUGUUCCUUUCGCCGGUGGCUUCGUGUAAACAUUGUCUUUGUGUACGAAAUUAAACGAAAACGAUAUCUUCGUUGAUCGACCGAUCCGGAACGACGGGAAUACAAAUAUGUUCGAUCGACACAGUUCGGGAACUUUGAAUAACUACGCCACAGCUAACCGUUGAUUUCUCGUAGAAUACUAUUUUUCUAUCCGUGGCAACCCCACCCCCGUUUUGCAUCGAAUCGGCGCGUAGCCUCUAUUCGCACGAAUCUUCUUUUUGUCGCGAUUAAUAGAGCCGAAAGUCGCGUUAGGACCGGUGGAAACCAUAAGCGGCGUUAUCCCAACGAGACGGGGCAACGAAACGCGUCGAAGCUCCGGUUCUUGGUUUUCGACUCCGCUGCGUUACGCCACCGUAAAAGUAUACAUACGUUGUUAUCGCUAAGUAAUUUAUCGUGUCCAAGUGUAGCGAGUAAAUAUCUUUGAUCGGAAAACUCGUGCGAACCAGAACGAUAUUUAACCGUAUACGAAGAUUUUGGAAACGGCGGCGAAAUUAUAUUCGGCGACGCAAGCUUUCGCACGAGUUUCGAAGCUCUCUUUCGUGAUCGUUUACGAUGGCAAUCGAUCGAUAAAAAUCGAACUUUUGCAAAUUGUUGUCCGUUGUGUGUCGCUUUGUAACGAUUGGUUCGAUUCCAAUGAUCGACAUUGUUUGAGUAUCUUAUAUUAUAAGUCAUACGUGUACGUUGCUGUAUCUAUCCCCAAUAAAUAAAUAAAUAUCUAUGAAACGUCUAAUAAAUAAUUACGUCUAGGAGGUAAACGAGCUACGCUGUAGCGUUUCGCGAAGAUACGUUCGAACUGUGGCAGGUGCGGCGAAUCGGAAAAAUUCUAAAAGUUCGAUUUUUUUUUUCGAUCGCGUGCAUUUCCAUCUCUACAUCGAAAAUUUAUGUCGGUCAAAGGUUGGACGAUUCUGUACGUUUAUUCUUUUUUUUUCUUUUUUUUCCAUUGAUUUCGCUUCGAUAAUUGUACGCGAUAAAUUCGUAAAGUUUAGGCAACCCGUUUCCACUGUAGCAGAUAAUACGUACGCGUACUUUUUUUUUU
This is a messenger RNA of Hylaeus anthracinus, 5403 nucleotides long. RefSeq names its product broad-complex core protein isoforms 1/2/3/4/5-like. Gene Ontology annotation, molecular function: protein binding; DNA binding. The record is from RefSeq and is a predicted model, not a curated record. Gene Ontology annotation, biological process: regulation of transcription by RNA polymerase II. The coding region runs from base 509 to 1765 and encodes 418 amino acids. NCBI's taxonomy places the organism in Eukaryota, Metazoa, Arthropoda, Insecta, Hymenoptera, Colletidae. The transcript has 6 exons. Gene Ontology annotation, cellular component: nucleus.